Messenger RNA from Amphibalanus amphitrite, 15984 nucleotides. RefSeq names its product hemicentin-1-like. The record is from RefSeq and is a predicted model, not a curated record. Lineage: Eukaryota; Metazoa; Arthropoda; Thecostraca; Balanomorpha; Balanidae. The transcript is spliced from 100 exons. Gene Ontology annotation, molecular function: calcium ion binding. Bases 18 to 15584 code for a protein of 5188 amino acids.
GGGUCGGAGCUGUGACGAUGCGGCCGCCGGUGGUGGCUGCCGUGUGCGCGGUGCUCGCGGCCGCCGUGCUGCCGGGGCCGGCCGGCGGCUCGGCGCCGGACCUGCCGCAGACAGUGGUGCGGGUACACACGGUGGGCCGGGCCGUGGACCACCUGGGACGCAGCCUCACCGACCUGCGGCCCGGCCAGCGGCGCGUCUCGCUCGGCGUCGUGUUCGAUUCGACCGGCUCGAUGUACGACGACCUGCGCCAGCUGAUCCGCGGAGUGGAGGAGGUGCUGCAGCUGGCGCUGAAAUCCGAGACGCACAUCAUCGACAACUUCAUACUGGUGCCCUUCCACGACCCAGUGAUCGGGCCGGCGGUGGUGACCGACGACUACCACCAGUUCCACAACAGCCUGAAGAUGCUGGACUUCCGGGACGGCGGCGACUGCCCGGAAAUGGCUCUCACAGGUCUGAAGCUGGCACUGGAGGAGGCGCUGCCGGGAUCGCACAUCUACGUCUUCACCGACGCCAGCGCCAAGGACCACCACAUGCUGGAGGAGAUCAUUUCGCUCAUCAGCGACAAGGAGCCGCACAUCGUGUUUGUGCUGACCGGCGACUGUUCGGACCCGGACGGUCCCGGUCAGACCGUCUUCAAACGGAUCGCCGCCAUCACAGCCGGCCACGUGUUCCACCUGAAGAAGGACAGCGUCCAGCAGGUGCUGCAGUUCGUGCGCGAGUCGCUCCGACCCAUGAAGGUCAACCUGGCCGCGGUGGACCACUCUCCCCCGCAGCUAACCAGUACCGAUGGGGACGACAGAGGCGCAGAGUCGGACCGCGCCCCGCCUCCCUCUGUCAACAUUCACGUGGACCAGAGUCUGGACGAGUUCACGGUCUCCGUGUCGGGCAACCGUCCGGAGGUGACCAUCCACAAUGAUGAGAACCAGACGAGUGUCACCGGUGACCUGAUCCUCGACCUGCCAAAGGUCAAGGUCGUCAACAUCAAGAAUCCCCGGCCAGGUCGGUACCGCGUCUCCGUGGACACAGAGGACUCGGCCUUCAGUCUGCGGGCCACCGCCAUCAGCGGCGUGACGUUCGACUUUGGCUUCACCCAGCAGCCGGAGGCCGGCCUGGAGGACGCCCUGGAUAGACCGGCAGAUGACGAGCUGAACUACCUGCUGGUGCGGCCGGUGAACGCCAGCGGGCCGCUGCGGCUGCGGCACGCCGAGCUGGUCUCACUGGAGGGCGCCGUGCUGCGGACCGUGCUGCUGGGGCCGCCCGACGGCCAGGGCGUGCAGCGCGGCGGCCCGCUGCGGCCGCCCCGCCAGCAGCUCUUCAGGGUUAAGGUGCACGGUACGGACAGCAGCGGAGCCCCUGUGCAGCGGGAAACAUCGGCCGUCUCGGCAGUCAGCAUCGGUAAGCCCGUGCUGGAGGCUCAGCCGGAGGUCAUUGGUCACCUGGGGGCCAACGUGUCCAUCCCGUGCCGGGUACGAUCGUACCUGCCGAUGAGGGCCGGGUGGCACUUCGAGUACCAGCCGUUCAGUGCCUUUACAAACUACAGCCAGUCGUCUCAGUCUCGGGUGCUGAACCUGCAGAUGUCCAACGUGACCGAGGCCGACGCCGGCACCUACAUCUGCCUGGCCAGCAACGCGCUGGGGAAGGCCUCCCAGUAUGUGCGCCUCAAGGUGCUAGCGCCGCCCCCAGUGGUGGAGACUCCCCGCAACGUGACCGUGCUGGAUGGUCAUCCGGUCUACCUGAGGUGUGACGUCACAUCAGACACGCCAUACAACGUCACCUGGAGGCGCGCAGAGUGGCUGUACGGCAAGAAGCCCAUCAGUCGUCCGGGCACCACCGACUACCUGCACAUCCCGGCGGCCACCAUCAACCACGGCGGGCGAUACCAGUGCACCGCCGCCAACGCAGGCGGCGAGGUGACCUCGGAGACGAUUCUGUCGGUGCACGCGCCCCCUAAGGUGUCUGUGCGCACGCCGGGUCGGGUGUUCCUACCCCGCCAGCAGGUGGUGAUCACGUGCCAGGCGUACGGCCAGCCCCACCCCGACAUCGUGUGGACGCGCGGCUACGACGACGUCGUCAUUGACUCUGUAUCGGAAGACGGGCGCGUGCAGGCCGACCGCAGCAUCCUCCGGAUAGACAACGCCCGUCAGAGCGACGAGGGAGUAUACACGUGUACCGGGACCAACGAGUACGGACGCGCCACCCAGAGUUUGUACAUCCAGUACGCGGAGCCUCCUCGGGUAUCCGUUCCCGACAAGCCCUUCGUCGCCUCCAUAGGAGCCUCGGUGACGCUGCAUUGUGACGUCACCGGCCUCCCCGACCCGACCGUCACCUGGCUCAGGUCAUCGGUCCCUCUGCAGUCCUCCGGACUCGUCAAGGUGGCCGGCGGCCGGCUGCACCUGCUCGCCGUCAAAGGCUCCGACGCUGGCACCUACACAUGUGCUGCCGAGAACGACUAUGGCCGGGACACGGCACCGGUCACCCUGAACAUCGGGUCGGCGCCGGUCAUCAUCGUGCGGGACUACGACGUGCCGAUAGCGUACGGUGGCUCGACCACCCUGCCCUGUGUGGCCGUGGGCAGCCCGGAGCCCACCGUUCGCUGGAGCCGGCCCGGGCAGCGGCUAACCGAUGUCACCGACGCCGGCACUCUCAACAUUGACUACGCCACAAUGGAUGACGCCGGUCCGUACACGUGUACGGCGACCAACGAGUACGGAACCGACACCGUCACCGUCAACGUCACCGUGCGCGGAGCCGUGCCUCCGGUGCUCAGUGACGUCCCUGCCGGGCUCUCCGUCGAGCUGGGCUCGCCUCUCUCCCUGCCCUGCGCCGUGCUCUCGGCCCUCCCGCCGCCCACUCUGCGCUGGCACCACGACGGCCUGCCGGUGGUCGAGGGCGGCGGCCGCUGGCUGCGGGCCGACGGGACACUGCGGAUCACCGCCGCCCGUCGACGGGACGCCGGGGAGUACACGUGCACGGCAGAGAACGCCGCCGGAACGACCAGCGUGACCACCAGGGUCAGCGUGCACUACGCUCCCGAUAUCGAGGACUCUGACGAGAAGCCUCUGGAGGUUCCCGAGAACAGCACCGUGUUCCUGGCCUGUGACGUCACCGCUGACCCGGUGCCGCGGGUCAUCUGGGUCAAACACGGCCAGCUGGAGAUACCGCUGGAUGGAAGACUGUGGGUGCACCCGAACAACACGCUGCAGAUCUCUGCGGUGACCGAGGAUGACGCCGGCGUCUACUCGUGUCACGUCAACAACACGCGCGGCGCCGCGUCGGCGCGCCGGCCGCUGCUCGUGCACGCGCCGCCGCGCAUUGUCGGCAUCGAGGCGGACGUGGUGGCGUCGGACGGACGUCCCUCUCCCUCUCCUCCGUACGGAGUGGAGGACACUCCGACCAGGGAGCCCAGACUGGAGAGGAGGGAACUGGCCACCGAUCGGGGACAGGUGGUGCUCGAGGACGGUGAGCCUUCUUUGACGGUGACCGAGGGGGACGAGGUGACCGUUCUCUGUGACCUGCGCCCCGAUGACGUGGCCCGCGUGACCUGGGAGAGGUCGGGAGGCGCGCCAGCCAGCGGCACUCAGCUGGACAACGGCGGCAUCAGGUUUACCGCCUCGGAGCAGAGCCAAGGAACGUACCAAUGCAAGGCCAGCAACGAAUUUGGCACCGCUGCCGCGCCACUGAAGCUCAAUGUCAAACACGCGCCAAAGUCGUCUCGUCGGACGUACGAUGUGAACGCCACCCUGGGUGACGACCUGACCCUGAGCUGCGUGGUACGCGGUCGGCCCAAACCGGCCAUCACCUGGCUCCGUCUCGGACGGAGGAUUCGCGGCGGCGGAACAAAGUACAGUCGCGGUGAGGACGACUCGCUCACCAUCCACAACGUGCAGCACUCGGACGCCGGCCUGUACAAGUGCCGGGCCAACAACGCCAUCGGCUCGCUGACCAAGCUCACCAACGUCACCGUAUUGGAGCCACCGGUGGUUACUUCCGACCUCGACCGGAAGCUGGCGGUGCGGACGGGCGAGCCGCUGCGUCUGAAGGUUCAGAUCACCGGCGCCCCUCGGCCGGACCUGCUCUGGACCAAAGACGGCGUCCCACUGCCGCCGGAAUCCGGAGCGAUACAGGAGGAGUCGGGCGACCUUCUGAUUCCGAACGCCUCGCCCUCUGACGCCGGCAAGUACGCCCUGCACGCCACCAGUCCGGCGGGAAAGGCCGUAUACGACUUCAAGGUGGACGUCAUCAGUGUGACGGUGAACGACGCCGGCGUCUCUGACAGACAGGUCAUCGACGGAGAGACGUUUGAGAUGGACUGCCCCAUCUCCGGAGACGUCAGAGACAUCAAGUGGUUCAAGAACGGGGAGCGAAUCGCCGACCCGCUGGUCCGUACUCGCUCGGACCAGACACACGUGGUGAUUGGGGAGGGAGGACGCGUCCUCCGCAUACCAGAGGUCACCGCCGAGGACUCCGCCGAAUACACGUGUGUGGCCGACACGGCGGCGGGCGGCGUGCGCGGCAGUGCCGAACUGGAGGUGCUCGUGCCGCCCCGCUUCGCCGACCCCUUCUUCGAGCCCAAGCAGAAGAUCCUAGACGAGCAGGAGCAGCUGAGUCUCAACUGUCAGGUCAACGGACACCCGACGCCGCAGGUGCGGUGGUUCCUGGACGGCGAGCCGAUCUCGCCUGACUCCAUCCGGGGGAUGAUCGUGUCCGCCGACGGAGAGAAACUCACCAUCUGGGGACGGCUCGAGACGGCCGGCACGUACACGUGUGAGGCGGUGAACAGCGCCGGUCGGAUCACCCGCCAGUUCCCCGUCCGAGUGGAGGUGGCGCCGCGGCCGGCCGGGCCCGACCCGCAGUACGUGACCGUCCACAGGGGCGACUCGGUGACCCUCAACUGCUCCGUGGUGGGUGCGCCGCGGCCCAGAUACGCCUGGAACAAGGACGAUCAGCAGGUGGUCAGUGUGACCUGGGCGGAGCCCGGCUUUGUGUACUACCCUCUGCUCGGCGACGACAAGGAGCGACUGUUCGUCGACUCGGCCCGACUUCGGGACGCCGGAGAGUUCAAGUGUGUCGGAAAGAACCGACUCGGCACAGCGAGUAGGAGGACCAUUCUCACCGUCAAUGGAGCGCCGGUGAUCCUGGUGACCAGCGAGGACGUCCAGCGACGCUCGGUCACGCCGGGAGAUCGGGUCACUCUCCGGUGCCCGGUACAGUCGUACCCACUGGCAACAGUCACCUGGACCAAAGACGGUGAGCUCCUGAAGACCAUCACACCCCCAGAGCGGCCCCCUGACCUCCCGGGCAGUCCGUUCGGCACUGCCACCGAGCUGCUCCUACCGGAGGCCACCCGUCGUCGUCGGCGGCGGCGGGACAUCGACGCCUCCAGUCUCUCCGACCUGUCGGCGGAGUCGGCGGUGUCGGAGCCGACGGACGGAGAAGACUGGUCGGAGCAGUUCAGUCCGGGCGACACGACGCUCACCGUGGACCCGGUGCGCGCGGCCGACGACGGCCUCUACACGUGCACGGCGUCCAACGAGCACGGCCGGGCGGCUGUGCAGGUGGUGCUGCACGUCACAGAGGCGCCGACAAUCCUGGAGAGCCCUGCCGAGCAUCGAGUCAACCAGCACGAGCCGACGACGCUGCAGUGCGAGACCACCGGCAUCCCGGCGCCCUUCGUCUUCUGGAGGAAGGACGGUGUGCCGAUCUCGGAGCUCUCCAUCCCCCACCUGUACGAGGCCGAGGACACGGCCGAGGUCACCAUCCAGAUGGCCUCGCCAGAGAUGGCCGGCACCUACACGUGUGUGGCCGAGAACUCAGCAGGAACAGCCACAAGGGACACGCAGCUCAGCGUUAUAGUUCCGCCGGAGAUCGUGUCGCCGGCCUCCCUGGAUGUGUCGGUGGUCGAGUCGGACGGUCAGACCCUGACCUGCCAGCUGACCAGGGACGACCCGGAGGCCCGCGUCACCUGGCUCCACGAGGGGGUUCCGCUGGACCGGACCGAGCUCCAGUACACACUCAGGGACGACAACCGGACGCUGCUGAUUUCGUCGAUAUCUCGGACUGACGCCGGCGACUUCACGUGUCUGGCCUCCAACACAGCGGGCCACAGCGAGCUCACCUACGACGUCCAGGUCCUCGUGCCUGUGUAUUUCGAGGAUGAGACGGAGGAGUACAGGGAGAAGAUUCAUCGUUCGCUGCUGAUCCGGUGCCCGGCCGUCGGAGUCCCAGCGCCAGACAUCACCUGGUACAAGGACGGUACCGCCGUGUCGGACCUCCCCGACUCUGGGAUGUCUGCCGCCGGCGUUCUGCUGAGGAUUGACCGGCUGAGACCGGACCACGCCGGCAGCUACACCUGCCGAGCGGCCAAUGUCGUGUCAGAGGACAGCCGCACCGUCACCGUCACCGUGCUCGAGCCGCCGGAGGUGUCGGAGCUGCCGGCGUCGCUGACGGUGGCCGCCGGCUCGCCGCUGGAACUGGUCUGCUCGGCCGCCGGCCGGCCGGCGCCGCGGCUCGCCUGGCAGCUGGAGGGCGCUCCGCUCACCACCGAUAUACCCGGAGAGGUGGUGGUGCCCAGCGCUGGGCCGCAGCACACCGGCCUCUACUCAUGCGUGGCCUGGAACGAGGUCGGCACCGACCGCCGCGAGGUGUACGUCUCCGUCAUCGCUCCGCCGGUAUUGGACGAGGCUGACCCGGCGCGGACGGCCGUGGAGCACGAACCGGUGGUGAUUCGGUGUCCGCUGGAGAGGGGUGACUCGGACACUCAGAUCGUCUGGAGCAGGGACGGCACGGAGCUGUGGUCCAACACCAGCUCGGUGUUCAUCACGGAGGACGAGCGGGCGCUGCUGCUGCCGGCCGUGCGGACGGAGGACGCCGGAGACUACUCGUGUCGAGCCGAGAACGCCCUGGGAGCCGCCACCCACCUGACUCAGCUGACCGUCCAGGUGCCGCCCAGACUGAAGGAAUACCCCGAGUACCUGACUGCGCGGCAGGGCGACAACGUUACCAUAGAGUGUGAGACGGAGGCCGGGGACCCGGCGCCAGAGCGUGUCUGGCGCAGGAACGGGGUGCUCGUCACGCCCGGAGGAAGUGUGGAGCUGCUGCCGUCGGGCGCCCUGCGUCUGCUGCGUGUCGGACCCACGGACGUGGCCAGCUACACGUGCCGCGUGUACAACCCGGCCGGCGAGGCGGUGCGGCGGGCUCUGCUGGACGUGCGCACGCCGCCCACGGCCGCCGUCCGGCCCUCCAAUGUGACGGUACUGGCCGGUGACCCGCUGCGCGUGCUGUGUGACGUCACCGGUCACCCGGAGCCCGACCGGGUGACUUGGCUGUUCACCAGCGGACAGCGCAGGGCCAGCUCCACGGACGCCGACUGGCCGUUCGCCGCCUACAUGGCCUCAGACAACCACAUCUACAAACAGAGAGCGGAUCCGUCGGACGCCGGCCAGCUGCGCUGCGUGGCCGCCAGCCCCGAGGGCCGCGCCGACGCCGUCGCCACCGUCGCCGUGCUGACGACGCCGACGUUCGUGGCCCCGUCGGCGGCGACAGAACUGACGGUCCGCGCCGGCGCGCCCGUGGAACUCGACUGCCGCGUCGAGGGACUCCCCACACCAAAGGUGCUAUGGCUGCGGGACGGUAUGGGCCUGCCGCUGCUGCCGGACGGCAGCGAUCAGACCCUCUCCCUCCCUCCCCUGGCCCCCACCGACGGAGGGAACUACAGCUGUAUCGCCGCCAGCGACGCCGGCCAGGCGGUGCGGCAGUUCGCUCUCACCGUACUCAGUGCCCCCAACAUCCGUCGUGUGAACGCCACUAUAGACGCCAAGCAGGGAACGCCCGUGGAAAUGGUCUGCUCUGUCGAGAGCACCGAUAAAUUCACCAUCGUCUGGGAAAAGGACGGCGCCGCGUUCUCUCCCUCCCUGGCGGAUCUCUACCACCUGACGGACGGCGGGCAGACGCUGCACAUUCUGCGGGCCCACCCGGAGCACGGUGGCAACUACAGCUGCCGGGCGACCAGCCGCGCCGGCGCCGACCAGCAAAACUUCUCCGUCAGCGUGCUCACUCCGGCGCGGGCGGAGCCGGGCGAUGGCGUCAAGAUGGCCCCCGACGGUACCUUCCCCCUGGAGGUGCCUGUCGACUCCGGUGUCAGACUGGAGUGCCGCAGGUCGGGGAACCCCGCGCCGGAGGCGGUCUGGACUAAGGACGGCCAGGUGGUGAAGACUGUGGCCGCGACCGACCCGGACUCUGCACUGCUGCUGGAGCCGGCCAAACUGGUAGACAGCGGCAGCUACUCGUGUCGAGUCAGCAACUCGCUCGGCUCUGACUCGGUGGACUACACCCUGGAGGUCUACUCGCUCCCGACGCUGCGCCGGGAGCUGGAGUACACGGUGAACGCCCGGCCGCGGGAGAACGUGACCCUGACCUGUGACGUCACCGGUCACCCGGCGCCCCAGGUCACCUGGUACAAGGACGGACAGAAGCUGGAGUCACAGCUGGCCAAGGUGGAGAUUGAGGGCUACUCGCUGCUGGUGCGGGACGUGGGGCCCUCGGACGCCGCCAACUACACCUGCUACGCCGUUAACAAGGCUGGUCUGCUCGUCGUGCCCCUGCAACUGCAGCUGUUCGAGCCGCCGCGCGUCUCGCUGCCGUCUCGCUCGGUGGGUGUCGAGGGUCGUGAUCUGCACCUGGAGUGUGCGGUGACCGGCCAGCCGGCGCCGUCCGUCCUCUGGUACCGCCUCGGCCAGGAGGUGGGCACUGAGGCGCGCAUCCACGCGCUCGGCAACCACCUGACCGUGCAGAGCGUGGGACCGUUCGACCGCGGCGAGUACGAGUGUUUCGCCAAGAACCGGGCCGGCACCGACCGCGCCACAGUCGACCUGCGCGUCAUCGAGGUGCCCCGUCUGGAGACAUUUGAGGACGAGGAGUCCAUAGUGACCAGCGUCGGAGAGGCCGUCGUCCUGCCCUGUCCCGUGGACACCGAACAUAUCGGAGAGUACCGUGUGGACUGGUUGCGGGACGGCGAGCCUCUAUCCGGCGCCGGCUACCUGGCCUCUAAUUUAGCCCUGGAGCUCACCUAUCCGCUGGACAGCGACGCCGGAGACAUAAUGUGCCGCGUCACCAACGAGGCCGGCUCCGUCAGCUACCUCUUCAGACUGGACGUGCUCUACGCUCCCCGUCUGACGAUUCCGGAGAGUGAGCUGCGGGAGCCGAUCCAGGUGGAGGAGGGCCAGCCUCUCUCCCUGACCUGCUACGUGGAGGGAAACCCGGAGCCGACCGUCAUCUGGUACAACCACUCGGAGCCGUUCAUAUCGGAGACGGAGCGCGUCACGUUCCCGUCUGCCCGCGAGCUGCUGCUGCAGUCGGUCCGUCCGGGCGGCGCCGACCAGCUGCAGUGCCGCGCGCAGAACGCCCUCGGCGCCGUCACCCAGACGUUCGCGCUGGACGUGCUCACGCAGCCGGGUGUGGCCGUGCCGCGACAGAGCAGUGUGGAGGCGGGCGCCACGGUCCGGCUGCCCUGCGCCGUCACCGGAAACCCGCCACCCACCCGGGUGUGGUACACGGCCGAGGACGCGCUCUCGCUGCCACCUGGCGGCGUGGUGGCCAACUACGCACACCUGGCUGAGACCGGGGAGCUGCUGGUCACGGCCGCCUCCCUGGACGACCUGGGCGUGUACACCUGCGUGGCCACUAACACGGUCGGAUCAACGAGAGGACGGUCCGCGCUCAGGGUGCUCGUGGCGCCGUCGGUGGAGGGCUCCUCUGACGAGCCGGAGUCGGUCCGCGGCCGGGAGGGCGAGUCGGUCAGCCUGCGGUGCCCGGUGUCCGGUCAUCCGCCGCCCACCAUCGCCUGGUACAAGGACGACGACGUGCUGCGUCAGCCGGACCUGCUGUCUGACGCCGGCCAGACGCUGACGCUGCGCCAGCUGGCGCCCGCUGACGCCGGCAGCUACGUCUGUGUGGCGGCCAACAGCGCCGGCACCGCCAGAAAACGGUUCAGCCUGCACGUCACCGGGACGCCGCUGACCCAGACGGAUACAGUCGAACUGGACGCGGACGUCAACACCACUGUAACACUGAGCUGCCGGUCGGCCGGGCCGGCCGACUUCAGUACCGUGUGGCUGAGGAGGGGGCGGCGAGUGGGAGGUGAUACAGAACUGAAGCUGGAGAAUGUGCAGAAGAAGGAUGGUGGUCGGUACCAGUGCAUAUCGUCCAGCCUGGCGCGAACCCGAGUCACCAAGUACAACAUUCGCAUCAAGGUGCCGCCUCGUCUGGUGGCGGACGUUCCGCCGGCCUCGUCGGUCCGACCCGAGGUGGGCUACCCUCUGCGGCUCACCUGUCCUAUAGAGGGCGCCGCGCCGCUGCGCUGGCUCAAAAACAUGCGGCCCAUCACUGAACGCGACGGCGUCAUAUUCGACGGAAGGCUCGGACUCAUUGUGCUCAGUGUGUCGGUGUCGGACUCUGGCCAGUACUCGUGCGAGGCGCAGAACAGCGCCGGCCAGGCGGUGCACAAGUUCGACGUGCAGGUGGUGGUCCCACCGCACUUCGAGUCGCCGGCGCCGGACCGCGUCACCGCCCGCGCCGGGGAGGACGUCACCCUGACGUGCGACGCCACCGGGCUGCCCGCGCCCAACGUCACCUGGUACAAGGGCGCCUCGGUGGUGUCUCGGAAGGCGCAGGUCCACCUCAGCCCCGUGGAUGUGUCCGCUGACGGCGUCUACACGUGCACGGCGGAGAACGAAGCGGGACGCGCGCGGCACGAGGUCGUGCUCGAUGUGCUCGAGCCCCCGGUGAUCUCCGGACCGCCCUCUGAGACGGUCCGGGUCGCGCUGGGCGGUAACGCCGUGCUGCCCUGCGUCACAAAGUCGCCGCUGCCCUCGGUGAGCUGGGAGAAGGCCGGCUCACCGGUGCGGCUCGGCUCGCCCCGGAUAAAGCUCACUUCUCACGGACUGCAGCUCACCCGGGCGCGGACCGACGACCGCGGCAAGUACCGCUGCCUGGUCAAAAACGACGCCGGACGCGCCGAGCGCUUCAUCAGGCUCGUCGUAUCCGCGCCUGCCCAGGUGGAGGAGCGGUCGCUGUACCUGGUGGUCGGCGAGCAGCUGGCUCUCGUCUGUCCCGAGUUUGACGUCUCCAGCGGCCCGACUGAGAGCACAGAGUGGUCCAUCGACGCCAAGGGCGCCAGGAAACUGGAGAAAGUUCUGGACAAGUCGCUGAAGGUUCCCCGGGUGCGUCCCAGCCACGAGGGCCGCUACCGCUGCCAGGCGACCUCCGAGACGGGAGAGGUCAAGGCCGUCGUCUGGAACGUGCACGUCAAGGACACCAUCGACCUGUACGUGGAGCCGUCCGGCGGCGCUGUGACGUCAUCUGAGGGCGAUCAGCUGACGCUGCGCUGCCAGACGGAGAGCGGCUCCGGGGUGCAGCUGGUCUGGUACAGGAACAACAGCCAGCUGGACCUCAGCGAGCGGCGCUACGCCAACUCAGCCGCCAAAACCAAGGGCUCGGUGGUGGUGAACAGUCUGGUGAUUGACGGCGUCACGGCGGCUGACGAGGGCCAGUACGUGUGCCGCGGACAGGCCGGCAAGGUGCAGCGGGAACAGGCCAUCAAAGUGCGCGUCACAACGCGGCCUUCCAUCAGCUCUCCGUCGCCGCCCGAGUCGACACUGCGCCCGGGCCAGGCGCUGCAUCUGCGCUGUGCCGCCAGCGGCCGGCCGCCGCCCGUACUGCGCUGGUUCCACGGACAGACCCUGCUGGAAGACGUCACCGAUGGACGGGUCACCGUCAGGGACGGCGAGCUCAGAGUGGAACCGUUCCAGCUCAGCGACGCCGGAGAGUAUAUGUGCGUGGCCAUCAACUCGAUCGGCAAGGCGGCCAAGAUGUUCAACGUCGCUGCGGAGAUGGCACCCAGGUUUACCAUCACACCCAAGGACCUGCUCGUCCCCACAAUGGGCAAUUUCACGGUGGAGUGCGCGGCCGAGGGCGCACCGCUCCCGCUCCUCUCCUGGCUGAGGGACGGCCGGCCGGUGGCGGCGCGCGCCCCUCAGCCGGGCCGCACCUCCUGGUCGGUCCACCUGGCCGGACCGGAGGACGGCGGUAUCUACACGUGCGAGGCCAGGAACGAGGUGGCCGUCCGGAGGGUCGGCGGAAACGUGACACUCUUCCAGAGACUCGGACCGCCGCGCCUGGCUCCGAUGCCGGACGAGGUUCGUCUCCGGGAGGGAGUGCGCGGUCAGCUGAGCUGCCGCUCUGACUCCGACUCCAAACCGGUCAUCCGGUGGCAGAAGAACGGCCAGGAGCUGACCGGCGAGGCGGCCGCCGCGGUGCACGACGGCGGCCAGCUGCUGGUGUUUUCGUCUCCGGCGGCGUCGGACGCCGGUCUGUACCGCUGCCUGGCCACCAACGCUGCCGGCACCUCGUCCCGCCGCGUCAAACUGGUGGUGGAGAGGCCGGCGCACAUCAUGGAGCGGCCACCGGCCACUGCAGCCGUGCCUGCGGGCUCGCCGCUGACGCUGCCCUGCACGGCCUCCGGCUGGCCGCGGCCGGUGAUUCUGUGGCAGCGCCAGGGCCGCGUCCUGUCCUCGACAGAGGAGCUCCAGCAGCUGGCUGACGGCAGUCUGAGAGUCGCCGCCGUGGAGCCCCGACUGGCCGGAACAUACACCUGUAUCGCCAAAAAUGUGAUCGGAACCGAUAUGGCCACCGUGGAGAUCGCCGUCGAGGAGCCAUCCACGCCGGUGGCGGCCAGCUGGUCUCCGUCCUCCCCGACUGUGCGGGUCCCGGCCGGCCGUGCGGCGCCGCUGUGCCGUCUCAGCGGGUACCAGCCGGACCACCACCUGGUCCGGGUGACCCACGAGGGCACCUCGCUGGCCACCGAGGGCCUGGCCGAGCCGGGCGGUCCGCCGGGCGAGCUGCAGCUCCGCCUGCCGGCAGUGGCUGAGAGACACGCCGGCCGCUACACGUGCACUUUGGUGGACCACCGGACCGGGGCCGUGCUCAAACAGGAGAUCGAGCUGCGCGUGGACAGCGGCUGGGGAGACUGGAGCGACUGCUCGGUGACAUGCGGCACUGGAGUGCGCUUCAGGUACAGGGACUGCGACAAGUUCACACCGUGCCGGCAGCCUAUGCCCUGUGUGCUGCCCGAGUGCGCGGUGCCCCUCCGCUCGGCUGUGGGUACGGUGAUGGGCGAGGUGAACUCCACACCGAUCGGCGACGGACGGGUGAACACGGUGGUGGUGGGGGACCUGGAGCGGGGCGAGCUGGAGAGUCUCAUCACCGGCGUCAACGGUAAACUGACCCCGGGCCUGGUGCCUCUACUGCCGCUGCUCACACCCGUCCCGUGGCUGGCGGCUCAGCGGUCUGACGGCGCCAACAACGGUCUGGACCUGUCGGCGGGCAUGUUCAGGAAACAGAGCGACGUCAUGUUCCCCACCGGUGAGAAGCUGAGCAUCACACACAUCGGCCUGGGCAUCGACAACAAGGGCCAGCUGACAUAUGACACCGAGAUCAAGGGUCAGCUGCCCGAGACGCCGCGGAUGGCCCCGGGCGCCAGCGUCGAGCCGGCGCACUUCAGAGGUGACCUCGUGCAGACCGGCGAGGGUGACCUGCACGCGCACUCGACCCAGUACUACCAGGCCGGCGCCGGACUGGUGCCGUUUGUCGUCAACGAGACAGUCACCUAUGAUGGAGCACGCGGACAGAUGAAAACGCUGGUGCAGAGUCUCGACAUCGAGAGCUCCGACCUGCACCAUGACGUCACCGAGAACCGCGUGACGUUCCGUGUGACGUCACUGUCGGCGCCCGGCGGCGACCAGUGCCCCGAGGGCUUCCUCGAGGUCCGACCCAGAAACGUCACCUUCUGCCAGGACGUGGACGAGUGCGCCGACUCUCCGUGCUCACACCAGUGCGUCAACAUCGUCUCCAGCUUCCGGUGCGAGUGUCCGCCCGGCUUUACGGUCCGGCACGACCGACGCACCUGCGCAGACGUGGACGAGUGCGCGUGGGGCAUGGCUCAGUGUCCUGCUGACACGCAGUGUGAGAACACGCCCGGCAGCUACCGGUGUGUGGAGAGCUGCGGCCCGGGCCUGCGCCAGGUGCCCGGCGCCGCCGGAUGCUUCGACAUUGACGAGUGCCGUAGCUCGCCCUCUCCCUGUGAGCAGCUGUGCCACAACACUCGCGGCAACUUCAGCUGCGACUGCUACCAGGGCUACCAGCUGGUCGACGGCGGACGAUGCGUCGAUAUUGACGAGUGUAACCAGAUGUUGGGCGCGUGCAGUCACUCGUGUAUCAACGUCCCGGGCAGCUAUCGGUGCACGUGUCCGCCGGGGCUGCGGCUGCUGCCCAACGGAAAGUGCACCGACAUUGACGAGUGCGCGGCCAAGAUGCACAACUGCCACUACGACGAACAGUGCGUCAACACAGUCGGCUCGUUCAAGUGCGUGCGGCCCUGCCAGCGCGGCUUCAAGCUGACCGGCACCGGCGAAUGUGUCGACAUUGACGAGUGCGCCAAGAUGAUCGACCGGUGUCACUUCACCCAGGAGUGUCGCAACCUGCAGGGCUCCUACCGGUGCAUCUGUCCGCCCGGUUUCCGCUCGGACGGACCCGGAUUCCCCUGCACAGAUAUAAACGAGUGUGACAUAGCGGGCACGUGCCAGCACAACUGUACCAAUCUGGACGGCGGGUUCAUCUGCUCCUGUCCGUCCGGCUACCGGCUCAACCCCAACAAACGCACCUGUGACGACAUCGACGAGUGUUCGGAGAACGGCGUGACGUGUGCCGCCGACCACACGUGCUUCAACAAGCGGGGCUCCUACAGCUGCGCCGACGUCAGCUGUCCGGCCGGCUACGUGCGAGACCCGGGCACCAGCCUGUGCCUGAAGCGGUGCCGGCAGCGCUCCGAGUGUAUCCCGGGCACCUGGUACUCAGGCUCACUGUCCCACAAGCUGCUGGCGCUGCCGGCCGGCGUCGGCGCCGGACAGGACGUGGUCGAACUGCGCGUCAGCGACCUCACCAACCCCGGACGGCACGUCCAGAGGACCUUCUUCAGCGCUCCCCGCCUGUGCCCACGUCUCUCCGUGUACCUGGUGCCUGUACGGCGGCGGAGGCGGGCAGCCGUCCUCACUGCGCCCCUCUACUGGUCCGGCCCGGCCGGCGGGCCCGCCGCGUCUCUGUACCACCCGGCGCCGGCAGCACUCACCCUGCCCCUGUUCCGCCCCGUCGCGGCGCCUCCCGCUGCCGGUGGACUGACCGCGCCCCCGCACCGUCCUCGGCCGGCCGGGCGCACCACGCCCCUCUAUAGACCGGGCCCUCGGCGCUCGGCUGAGCUCACGGCCCCAGCUCUGCCCGUGGAAGGGCAGCCGUGGUCGCGCUCUCCGUUAACUGCGCGGCCGUGGUCCGACAGGCUGGCGCAGCGCUCGGGAGGGGCGCCGUUCGGGGUGCGCCGGAAAAACGGCAGAGGGGUGCUGUACACAACCCGGCCGCUGCCGGCCGGAGCCGAGUACAGGCUGGAGAUCGACGGUUUCACCUACAGUCAGGAGGUGCGCGGCUGGCAGGAGACGUCCAAGUUCGUGGUAUCUGUGGCCGUCUCCAUGUACCCGUACUGAGGGACUGGGAGCCGCCCUGACGGGGCCGCGCCAGACGGCUCUGCUGUGGGAGCCCGCCGCAGCCCGGACCUCGAGUCGGGAGAUACACCACCGAGGGAUACUCGGCGGGAACGAUGUGCCAAAACGCGCUUCGAGCUUAUCUAAGUGCCUUUUAGAGUUUUUAGACGUGUAAGGUGAUUGUGAAAUGUGCUGCCACCUCGUGGUCAAUGGGAUCUGAAUAUGUGGAUAUUCGGAUGUCUUCUCUUGUCUUUUGACGAGUACUUAUUUAAGUGGGGUUUAUCGAUCGAGCAAGCAUAGCAGCUUCUGUGACGUGGUUUUCGCUGAAACUGUUCUCUUCAUACGUUUGUUAGCUAAAAGCUACUCAUAUUUGAUGUCAUUGCAUUAUAUAUUUGUAAAGUUU